AUGCAGGCUCCGACAAACCGCUCCGACUCCUACCCUUUCCCGCCAUUGGUCGAUGAGCCGUCCAAUAUCCCUCUGCCAGAGCUUUGCGAACGGAUCGAUGCCCGAAUAACAGCGUUCUUGGCACAGAAGCCGGGAUCGGAGAGAUUGAAGAGGGUACAGGAACAGACGAAGGUGGCAUUGGGGGUCAUUGACAGCGCUCUGGACAGAUAUGGUUUAAAUGCGCUGUCGCUUUCUUAUAAUGGCGGGAAAGACUGCCUUGUCCUCCUGAUCCUCUACCUCUGCGCUAUCCACCGCCGACAGGCCCUCUCGACUCUCCAACCCCCCAACGACGCGAACCCCACUCUCCUCCAAACCGUAUAUAUCCAGUCCUCAGACCCCUUCCGCGAGGUUGAAGACUUUGUUGCCUCGUCAUGUAAAACCUAUCACCUUUCCCUGGUGCGAUAUUCGUCCCCGAUGAAGGCGGCCUUUACCGAGUACCUGGACCAGCACACAAACAUCCGAGCCAUCUUCGUCGGCACUCGACGGACCGAUCCACACGGAGCACUUUUGACGCACUUCGAUCCGACGGAUCAUGGAUGGCCCAGCUUCAUGCGGAUUCACCCAGUGAUUGAUUGGCACUAUGUUCAAAUCUGGACGUUUAUACGACACUUGAAUAUCCCGUACUGUCCGUUGUAUGACCAGGGCUACACGUCUCUCGGAGGCACCACCGACACGCAUCGAAACCCGGCUCUACGACGCGAAUCGCGAUCGGAGUCCGGACGGUCGAUGAUCGAGUUUCGACCGGCGUAUGAGCUGGUAGACGACGAUGAGGAGCGGUUGGGAAGGGAGCACAAUCAUAAUCAAGGGAGCGGGAAUCUGGAUGACGCGAUCGCUGAUGAUAGCGAGAUAGAGAAAUAG
Eremomyces bilateralis CBS 781.70 is the source of this 897-nucleotide messenger RNA. RefSeq names its product adenine nucleotide alpha hydrolases-like protein. Gene Ontology annotation, molecular function: FMN adenylyltransferase activity. Gene Ontology annotation, biological process: FAD biosynthetic process. Lineage: Eukaryota; Fungi; Ascomycota; Dothideomycetes; Eremomycetales; Eremomycetaceae. The transcript has 3 exons. The coding region runs from base 1 to 897 and encodes 298 amino acids. The record is from RefSeq and is a predicted model, not a curated record.